Messenger RNA from Osmia bicornis bicornis, 5830 nucleotides. RefSeq names its product hemicentin-1 (gene ed). The record is from RefSeq and is a predicted model, not a curated record. Gene Ontology annotation, molecular function: protein binding. NCBI's taxonomy places the organism in Eukaryota, Metazoa, Arthropoda, Insecta, Hymenoptera, Megachilidae. The transcript has 7 exons. Gene Ontology annotation, biological process: nervous system development; axon guidance; cell-cell adhesion. The coding region runs from base 2083 to 5718 and encodes 1211 amino acids. Gene Ontology annotation, cellular component: axon; plasma membrane.
CGAUUUUUUUUUUUUUCUUUUUUAAAUACCCCAGACCGAUCGGCGAACCGUUUCCCCUUCGUCGCGUUCACCUUCCAUCGAAGUCGAGCUUCACUUGCCCUCCUGUCCUCGAGACCCGGCUUCAAUUUCAUUUCGUUCCUCCUUCCUACGCUCCCUCGGCUCCCUCCUUUAGCCACCGUCUCUCACGGUUCGAGAUCAUAAUGCACGGGGGUGGGAAACGUCGAAUUUCCACGGGAACCAUAUGUCCGUGCACCUUUCAUCGGCAACACCAGUCUCCGCGUGGGAUGAGAAUAUUUUAUUCCUAGAAAAAUAGAGAAUUCGGGCUGGGAAGAGCAGAUGGCCGAAAGUUCGAACCAGGUAGCAGGGUGAAUCGAGUGGAAAGGCGCGAUCCUCGAGGAACGGACACCUGCUGCACCAAAGUGUCAUUCGACCGUCCAACAACCACCGGUCCUAGUCUUCUUCUAAAAAUCGAUCUACUCUUUACGAAUCGAUCGUCGUCCUAAGAAACUAUACCUACACCUUAGCGUACUUGAAUCCGACGCUUUUGUACUCAAACUGAUACUGUAAUCGCUAAACUUGCCCCGGAUGGAAAUGUUUCCUAACCUCGUGUUUCUAGCGGUCGUGAAAGUUUAAAAAAUUGCGCGGGGGUCGAGAUAGCAGGUUUGCCAGUGAAAAAGUUGAACGACAGACGGUCGCGCGAAGGUUUGGCAGUCCCAUGGGCCUAGCCCAGGGCGGUAGGAACCACCUGCCGCAUAGGUCGGUGGGGGCAAGCUGUUCUCGGCUGCGUUUUACCUUUUCUAACCAACGCCUCUUUCCAACGUUUUACCCUUUGCUUCAACCGCGUCGUCUUCAUCAUGCCCUACCGUCCAUUCCCUCCAUCUUCUCCUCGUUCCGUCCUUUUUUUUUUCUCUCUUCGUGCUACUUUGCUCCAUCUUCGUUUCUCCCAUUUACGCGUUCGUUGGUGCAUUCGUCUUCCGUUCAGGCACUGCCACCUUCUCUUCCACCAUCACCAUCGCCACCACCACCGACACCAUCGUUGUACCUUAGCCUCGAACCGUCGAGCCUGCAUCGUAGCGACCGGUUGUACGCUGCGCUUACGCGCGCACAAGAACGUAGUGGGGGCUCGUAGCCGAACAAGGGGAAACGGACGGUGGGGGGUAGCAGCGAUGCUAUGCGACCCCAAGCUCAGUCGUCGCGCGACCCUCGUGGAGUGUGUUGGCGUUAACUUUUUGGAUUAUUGGAAAUUUAAAUUCCAAGGUGUCUUCGAUUCCUCGUCUUUCGUUCGAGUUUAAUCCUACCAUAACGUUUCUCCAAACUAUUCCCGUCGCAUUCCCGACCUCCUUACUCCGCGUGCCUCUCUAUUUUUGCAUCGACGGCCGUUUUGCAAAAAAAGAAUCACCGGGGAAAGUGACGGCGGAGAGAGAGGAACGUUUGGUAGACGGAUCCAGGGUCGACGCAGACAUAGCAACGGAAAUAAUAAAAGUGUGCGAAACUUAGGUGUAAAAGAAUCGCCUGAACAAAGGAGUAUCUUCGCUCUUUGCAACGUGGCAUUUUGAAAUCGCGCGCAAACCGUUUCUUUCGAUUUUCGAAUUGUUUCCCCGUCCAAUUUCGUAGACGGUCGCUCGCGAUGGGAAUCACCGUGCGAUCCUCGAGGAACGGUUGAGAAAUCGACGCACACACGAGUGCGAAGAAUCCGUGAGAUGGAGUGCUCAUUCGAGCCAGUGGAUCGCAGAACGACGCGCGUGGGUCUACCUUCCAGGUAGUCUGUUGAAACGAGUCCGGUUGGAAUCGGAGAGGGGAAAAAACGUCGAUUCGGUAGGAUCGCAAAACCGAUGAAGCUAACGAUUCGGUUUCUACCAGCCUCGACGACGGGUGAGAGAAAUAACAGUGACAAAAGGUGUGACAGUGGAAUAGGUGCGACGAAGCGAACAUCGAAAGAUGCGUGCAGUGUUUUCAGUGAGUUGGCGAGCGUGAUCGACGACGCGAUCGAUACGAUCGAUCCCGCGUGCUGGCCAAACUCGCGCAUCGUCGUCGAUUCUCGGUGAAAGUCGGCGCAACGCGGAACUCUAUCCUUCGGCUCGAAUGGAGCCGAGCAAUUUGCGUCUCUCUUUGUUCAGCUGCAAUCAAACUUCUCGUGGAAUUCGUUUAAACGAUAGAAUGGAUAGGAUUCGAAUCGUUCGAUUGCCGAGCACGGCGAUCCUAGCCGUUUCGUUGCUGCUGUUGCAUCACGCAGCGGCACAAGGGCGCGUCGAGGAGACGCAGAUGGACACGCACGAGGGGUCGACGGUACAGCUGCAGUGUCGAUUCUCCCCGCCGAGAGAGAACGUCACGUGUUUCUGGUUGACGCACACCAACGACAAUCACGACAACGCGGCCAUCGACAAUCUCGCCCUGUCGCCGCAGUACAAAGUGUUCAUGAACCUGGAGGAGGGCAGGUACGACCUGCAGAUACGGAACGUAUCAUACGAACGGGACAACGGGAAAUACGAGUGCCGAGUGAAGGCUAGCGGCACCGGACACGACCUGCAUCGAAAGUUUAUCACCCUGACCGUGCUCCGUGCACCAGGGCCGCCGAGCAUCUCGCCGACUUCCGCGUCCGCCACCGAGGGACAGAAGCUCGAGUUGCAGUGCAACACGAACGGUGGUAGCCCAGAGCCGGAAGUAAGAUGGUACCGCGGCAACGAGACCAACAUCCUCUAUUCUGGCAGAACUUUACUGGUGGAGCCAAAGAAGGAAGACGACAGAGCCACAUUCCGAUGCGUGGUAAGAAAUCGUGCGAUGCGCGAUGGUGAAACUUUGAACGCCACGGUAACCCUAGACGUCAACUACUUCCCUCGGGUCACCGUUGGUCCGGAGAACCCUUUGAAGGUGGAGGUGAACGGAACGGCGAAUCUGGAAUGUCGCGUCGAUUCGAAACCGGCCGUAGGCAUGGUAAGAUGGUGGCGCGACGGUAGCUUCGUGGCGACCAGUUUCCAACACACCAUCAGAAGGGUAACCGUUCAAGAUGCCGGUAAAUACACGUGCCAGGCGGACAACGGGUUGGGCAAAAGAGGCGAGAGUUCUCUCAUGUUGGACGUCCUCUAUCCGCCGACCGUUUCGAUCGAAGGCGAUUCUUUGAGGAUCGCCGAAGUGGAGGACACGGUGACGGUACAUUGCAACGUGACUGCGAAUCCUCCGCCAUCGGUGAUCGAGUGGCUGCGCGACGGCCGGCCGGAUUUCCGGCAGAUCGGCUCCAUUUUACGACUGAGUCGCGUCACCGCCGAUCAUGCCGGAAAUUAUACCUGUCGAGCGGUGAAUACGAUAUAUCCAUCUGGCGGCGAGAGAAGAAACUAUUCCGCCUCGGCACGACUCACCGUACGCGUCAGGCACAAACCCGGCCCGGCAAGGGUCACACCGGACUCACCGGUCGCUGUAGAAGGAUCCAGGGUCAUCCUGACCUGUAUGGCCAGUCCGGCUGGUUACCCAGAACCAAGGUACAAAUGGUGGAAGGAAGGAGAGUCUGGAAGCAUAUCCAUGCCUUCCGAGAACACAGGACCAAGAUACGAGAUCGACUCGGUUCACUUAGGCAGCGAGGGAACUUAUAAAUGCCAUGCCACCAACGAGAUCGGCAACGGUGAAGCCGCUUCCGUUAAUCUGACCGUGCAUCAACCCCCCAAGAUACUUACCAAGUUGCAACCACACGUUACCAGGAAGGUCGGCGAGUCCUCGUUUCAAGUAUCCUGCGUGGCGCAAGGCAAACCUCGGCCCAGCGUUAGAUGGUUGAAGGACGAUCAAGAGCUGACCGCGGACGAAAGGCUGUACAAAGUGACGACUAGCGCCUCGGAAGGACACGGGAACGUUAUCACCGUAAAUUCGACUCUAAGCUUCUUGGGUCACGCGAGACCGCAAACCGACGAGAUCGUUGCUAGCGAUCGUGGCAAGUAUACCUGCGUGUUCGUGAACGAGGUAAAAAAGGUCGAGUCGACGAUGAUGCUGAAGGUGGAACACGAGCCGAUCGCUCUGCAUCAGCACGGAAAGGUCGCGUACAAUCUACGAGAGACCGCCGAAGUAGCGUGUAAAGUUCAAGCCUGGCCCAAACCCGAAUUCCAAUGGAGCUUCGGGACAAACGCGGCCAGCCUUCAAGGUUCGUCCAGCGACGGCCAUUACGAAAUUUCAACCAGCAGCGACAAUUACGACGUGUACACAUCUGUACUGAGGAUAACAAACAUACGCGAACUGGAUUACGGAGAUUACAGCUGUAGAGCAGCAAACGCCCAGGGUAGCAUCACAUCGACCAUUAGAUUGCAACCGAAGGGCGCACCGGAGAGACCCAUCAAUAUCACGGCAAUGGACGUAGGUCCAACACACGUGGCUCUGCUCUGGGAACUCGGUUUCGACGGUGGACUACCCAUCACCAAGUACUUCGUGUCGUACAGAAGAGUACCCGGCGGAGAUGAGAUCGUGGCGCCAGACUGCGCCGUUCCUAGACCACCUGCUGGUCAAUGGCUCGAACUAGAUUGUCGUCGAUCUAAUCCCUGCAACGUGACCAAUUUGGAACAGCAUCAAACCUACACGUUCAAAGUGAAAGUGUACAACACGAAGAAUCAUUCGGAUUACUCGGACGAGGUAACAGCCACCACCGCUGUAGCAAAGAUCCCGGCGCCAUUGAGAGUCAGCUACGAUCCCGAGAGCGGUAUGCUGGCCAUCAGCGUUGGCGCCACUUGCCUAUCGUUGGUCGCCUCGAUCGAGAAGUUCGACGGACCUGCCUCCUCCACCGACGAAUCCCAAUGGAGAAUCCUCGACGAGUGGCCACUCGAAGUACUCGGUAGCGCGCCCACGCAAAGGGAGGGUGUCUUAGACGACCUCGAAACUCUGGACGCCGAGCCGAGGAUCAGGGUUCGACUAUGCCUGAAGGCGGACCGACAAAAGUGCGGCGACUACGCCGAGGCUGAGAUCGGCCCGUCCUACAUCGCCCAAGCAGGCGCCCUCGCAACGCCCACCUUAAUCGCUCUGGUGGUCAGCGGUGCUGUCUUCUUACUAUUCGCUGCCCUUCUCUUGCUCUUUUGUCGAUGUCGUCGAAAACACGCGACCAAGGCCAAGGAUUACGAGAUGGACUCGAACGCAGUUCGACCGAGCCUGGUCGCUGGAAACGGUCAACAGAGCCAAGCGCCUCCGCCUUACUACGCGGAGAACAAAGCCCUCGAGCACAGCCUGGAUCACGCGUUGGCCAUGGAAGACUCGAAAACACCGGCGUACUCGCAGCCUGGAUACGGUUAUCAUCAACCGAACCACAAUAUCAAUGGCGUCAACAUGGGUUACAUGGACAACAGUUACUCGAACUCCAAUAACGGAGGUUCGGUUAAUUCGCAAGACUCUAUCUGGCAGAUGAAGUCGGCAGCGGCGAACGGGGUUGGCCAACCUUACGAUCUGGCUGGAUACGCAACCACCGAGUCGGAUUACCCGACCCACCCUCAUUACCUCCCACAGAGGGAGGAUUACCGGGAAAGCCAUAAUCUAAGUCGACAGCAGUUUUGCUCGGAACCAUUCGCCACUGUCGUAAAGUCUCAAAAACACGUCGAUUCGCCGUACGACGUGUCCGGUCUACCUUAUCAGGAGAACUACGACGAGGACGCGAAGCCACCUCAGCAGGUCAGCUUGUCGUACGACGAGAGCCUCGAAUCGGGCUACUCGACCCCGAACAGCCGUGGACGAAGGAUCAUCCGGGAGAUAAUCGUUUGAGAUCUACCUACCGGCUCGCGAGCCGGAACCACACGCACCACAUGGCUAUAGCAGCAGGCUGCCACCGGUACUUAUCACCCGGUGGACCAUUCGCGCGAUCCGCUCCGCCAUA